AUGACGGAAAACACCACUGCAGUGACUCCACCUAUUGUUUUAUCAAAUUAUCAUCAACUCAGUCUAACAGUUGAGUCUGCGAGCAUAAGAAAUUCAGGAUUAUUCAAACCGAAUCCUUAUUUACAAGUUGUAGUAGAUGAUAAGAUUUCAAGACGGACAGAGGUUUUGAAGAACACACAACAUCCAAAAUGGAAGGAAGAUUUCACCGUUUUAGUAACACCUCAGUCUCAAAUACUCUUUCGUUUGGCAGACCACCAUAGUUUUAGAAAAGAUCAUAUUAUUGGUGAAAAAAGAAUAGGUCUAUUCCAAAUUCUUCUGUACUUUAAUGGGAAAUGUGAAAAUGUUGAAGUUUGUAUUGAUUUAUUGAAAACAGUAUCAAAUGAAAAUGUUUCACAUGUAGAAGUCAAGUCUGCUGAGCUCACUCUAUUACUUGAUGGUUUAAGAAUAGAUCCUGCUGUUCUAGCUCAAAUACCUGAAUAUUUUGAGAGGUUAAAUUCCCGUAGUCCUCUCACUGACGGAGUUCGUGCAAGGAUAAGAUUAAGGAAUAGUGUUGAAGUCUCGAGGUCCAUGGGACAUCCGAGACCAUUAAGGCCGCCCCCCAGUAACGCUGGGCCAUCGCGUCAGGAAGUGGAGCCUCCUCACGUGACGCCGGUCACACAUCCGCCUCCCACUCAGCCACCUGCCGCGACACCCUCAGCAGCCACUGAGGAACCCCUGCCUCACGGAUGGGAGAUGAGACACGACGUUUAUGGCAGACGUUACUACGUCGAUCACAAUACACGCUCAACGUCUUGGGAGCGCCCUCAGCCGUUGCCGCCCGGCUGGGAGGUGCGUCGCGACACUCGCGGCCGCGUGUAUUACGUGGAUCACAACACGCGGACCACCACGUGGCAGAGACCGGACACGGAGCGCCUGGCGAGGUUCCAGCACUGGCGAGGAGAGCGCCGACACGUGGUCGCUCAGGGCAACCAGCGUUUCCUGUACCCCGCGCCGCAACCACCCCACCCGCCCGGACAACUGGCUGAUAACGAUGUCGAACAAACACCAGCAGCCAGUAGCAGCACUUCAUCGGUGGGAGCUAGCACCAGUAACGCGGUUGUACCUUCCGGCGCUGGUGUGGUCGUUGGUCCGGGCGCGGGGGCAGCCAGUGUGGCGGCCGCCGAGGAAGCCCUGGGCGCUCUGCCCUCGGGUUGGGAGCGACGUGUGCAGCCCGAUGGACGCGUCUACUACGUCAACCACAAAAACCGCACUACACAGUGGGAGGACCCGCGCACCCAGGGUCAAGAGAUAAGUUCGUUGGAAGAGGCUUUACCACCCGGUUGGGAGAUCAGAUUCACUGAGGAGGGAACGCGUUAUUUCGUCGACCACAAUACAAGAACUACUACAUUCCAGGACCCUCGUCCCGGGGCACCGAAGGGACCUCAAGGGGCUUACGGAGUCCCUCGAGCAUACGAACGAUCCUUCAGAUGGAAACUUAGCCAAUUUAGAUACCUCUGUCAGAGCAAUGCUUUACCCAGUCACAUUAAAAUUACUUUGUCCAGACAGACUUUGUUUGAAGACUCCUAUCAUCAGAUUAUGAGGCUCCCAGCGUAUGAAUUGAGAAGGAGACUUUACAUUAUAUUCCGAGGUGAAGAAGGUCUAGACUACGGUGGCGUCAGUCGAGAGUGGUUCUUUUUAUUAUCGCAUGAGGUUCUCAACCCCAUGUACUGUUUAUUUGAAUAUGCAAAUAAAAACAAUUAUAGCCUUCAGAUAAAUCCAGCCAGUUAUGUGAACCCCGAUCAUUUGCUUUACUUUAAGUUUAUAGGAAGAUUCAUAGCAAUGGCACUAUAUCAUGGUAGAUUUAUUUAUUCUGGUUUCACGAUGCCCUUCUAUAAGAGAAUGUUGAAUAAGAAGUUGACAAUGAAAGACAUCGAAUCAAUUGACCCGGAAUUUUACAACUCAUUGGUUUGGAUAAAGGAUAACAAUAUUGAUGAAUGUGGCCUUGAAAUGUGGUUUAGUGUAGAUUUCGAAGUUUUGGGUCAAGUUAUACAUCAUGAAUUAAAACCUUCGGGUGAUAAAGAACGAGUGACUGAAGGCAACAAAGAGCAAUACUUACAAUUAGUUACACAAUGGAGAAUGACCAGAGGAAUUGAAGAACAGACCAAUGCUUUUCUGGACGGAUUCAAUGAGGUAGUGCCACUGGAGUGGCUGAAAUAUUUCGAUGAGCGAGAACUGGAGCUGAUGCUGUGCGGGAUGCAGGAGGUUGAUGUAGAUGACUGGCAAAGGAACACCAUAUACAGGCAUUACACGAGAACCAGCAAACAGGUCGUGUGGUUCUGGCAGUUUGUAAGACAAAUGGAUAAUGAGAAACGCGCUAGGCUCCUUCAGUUCGUGACGGGAACAUGUCGCGUGCCUGUGGGCGGGUUCGCUGAACUCAUGGGCUCCAAUGGACCACAGAGAUUCUGUAUAGAAAAGGUCGGUAAGGACACUUGGUUGCCACGAUCGCACACUUGCUUCAACCGUCUCGAUUUACCGCCCUACAAGAGUUAUGAACAAUUAUGUGAGAAAUUAAAUUAUGCAAUUGAAGAAACAGAAGGCUUCGGUCAGGAGUAA
Messenger RNA from Danaus chrysippus (African queen), 2592 nucleotides. The record is from the annotation of a GenBank genome assembly. Lineage: Eukaryota; Metazoa; Arthropoda; Insecta; Lepidoptera; Nymphalidae.